AUGGAUGCAGGCAUUGACGAACUCAAGCUCUUUGGUGUAAAGAAGCUAAUCCCUUUCAGGAUACCCACGCAGUUUAGAGAGGGCAGGUGUAGAAGUGUUUCUGAUUUCGAGAAAUUGAAUCGGAUUGGCGAGGGCACAUAUGGCAUUGUCUAUAGGGCACGUGAUUCCGUUACUGGAGCCAUAGUUGCGCUGAAGAAGGUUCGAAUGGAGAAUGAGAGAGAUGGUAUGACUUACAAAUUUCUUUAUUUAUUCGCCACAGGGAUCCCGAUUAGCAGUCUCCGAGAAAUAACCCUUUUAUUGAGUAUCAAACAUCCAAACGUUGUCCAGCUGAAGGAGGUUGUUGUGGGGCGCAGUCUUGAUAGCAUAUUUCUUUCAAUGGAGUACUGUGAACAAGACCUGGCGAGCCUCUUAGAUAACAUGCCAAACUCCUUUACAGAAGCACAGGUCAAAGGAAUCAUGCUGCAAGUGUUCAAAGGUCUGCGAUACCUUCACGAGAACUUCAUAAUUCAUCGUGAUUUGAAAGUAUCAAAUCUGCUUAUGACCGAUAAAGGAAUGGUGAAGAUAGCUGACUUUGGACUUGCGCGUCCAUCCAAUUCGCAGCAUCCGAUGACACCUAAGGUAGUUACUUUGUGGUACCGCGCGCCCGAGGUUUUGCUGGGUGAUAAGAUGCAGACCAAGGCAAUUGAUAUAUGGUCGGCGGGUUGCAUUAUGGGGGAAUUGCUUCUCCACAAGCCCCUCUUACCCGGUAAGAACGAGGUGCACCAGUUGGAACUGAUCAUCGACUUACUGGGCACCCCAAAUGAACGUAUUUGGCCUGGGAUGAGCUCGUUACCUCUGCUAAAGAAAAUUACGCUGAAGACCCAGCAAUACAACAACCUUCGCCAGACCUUUCCUUGGCUCUCUGAUGCCGGAUUUAGGUUACUUAAUUUCCUCUUCAUGUACGAUCCAAUGAGGCGCGCUCGCGCCAGGGAGUGCUGUCAGAGCUCCUACUUUAGGGAACAUCCUCUUCCUUGUGAACCAGAAAUGAUGCCCUCAUUUCCGCAGCACCGCUUGAAGCGCAAAGCCUCACCCACUGAUGCUGGGGCGAAUGAGACAUUCGCUCCCGUUCCAGCGCCCGAACCCACUUCCGGACUUUUCGAUGCCGCAUUUGACAGAAUUGUGAAGAGCAGGCGUAUGUGA
Echinococcus granulosus is the source of this 1179-nucleotide messenger RNA. RefSeq names its product Cell division protein kinase. The record is from RefSeq and is a predicted model, not a curated record. Gene Ontology annotation, cellular component: nucleus. Gene Ontology annotation, biological process: regulation of mitotic cell cycle; protein phosphorylation. The coding region runs from base 1 to 1179 and encodes 392 amino acids. The transcript has 12 exons. Gene Ontology annotation, molecular function: cyclin-dependent protein serine/threonine kinase activity; ATP binding. NCBI's taxonomy places the organism in Eukaryota, Metazoa, Platyhelminthes, Cestoda, Cyclophyllidea, Taeniidae.